Molecule: messenger RNA, 1136 nt
Organism: Vigna umbellata (rice bean)
Lineage: Eukaryota; Viridiplantae; Streptophyta; Magnoliopsida; Fabales; Fabaceae
Product: protein DETOXIFICATION 16-like
Biological process (GO): xenobiotic detoxification by transmembrane export across the plasma membrane
Cellular component (GO): membrane
Molecular function (GO): xenobiotic transmembrane transporter activity; antiporter activity
Source: RefSeq, a predicted model, not a curated record
UGCCGAUGUGGAGAAAGGAGAUGAAAGAAGAAGCAAAGAAACAGCUAUGGCUGGCAGGACCUAUGAUAUUUGUGUGUGUGUUUCAGUUCAGUUUGCAGCUUAUAUCUCUCAUGUUUGUAGGUCAUUUGAGUGAGAUAUGUUUGGCUGCUGUAUCUCUGUCAACUUCAAUUGUCAAUUCUACUGGUUUCAAUGUCAUGAUGGGUCUAUCAAGUGCAUUGGACACAUUUUGUGGCCAAGCAUAUGGAGCAAAGCAGUAUCACAUGCUUGGUGUGCACACCCAAGGAGCCAUGGUGGUUCUUAUCAUUGCUAGCAUACCAGUGUCCAUUAUUUGGGUAUACUUAGAGCCUAUUCUUGUACUUUUACAUCAAGACAAAGAAGUUGCAAAACUAGCUCAACUAUAUGCCAGAUAUUUGAUCCCAAGUCUUUCAGCCAAUGCUCUUCUUCGAUGCAUUACUAAGUUCAUACAAACCCAAAACAUAGUCUUUCCAAUGGUGCUAGCCACUGGCUUGACUAGAUUGUUGCACUUGCUUCUCUGUUGGGUUUUCAUUCUAAAACUUGACCUUGGUAUCAAAGGAUCUGCCAUUGCAAUUUGCAUAUCAAAUUGGUUUAACACCAUAAUCUUUGCACUUUACAUUCGAUUCUCCCCUUCAUGCAAACAAACUUGGACUGGUUUCUCUAAGAAAUCAUUGCAUAACAUCCCAAAAUUUCUCAGACUGGCCUUUCCCUCAGCAGUCAUGGUGUGCUUGGAAUCAUGGACGUUUGAAACAAUUGUGAUCUUGUCUGGUAUUCUUGCUAAUGGGAAAUUGGAAACAUCGGUUCUUUCUAUAUGUCUUAACACGUCUGGUAUAUUUUGGAUGGUACCAUUUGGAGUUAGUGCUGCUGGAAGUACAAGGAUCUCAAAUGAAUUAGGAGCUGGUAGACCAAAAGCUGCAUAUUUAGCAGUUAAAGUCACCAUGUUCAUGGCCCUUUUGGUGGGGCUUGUAGAAUUUUCUAUCCUUAUGUCGUUAUGGAAAGUUUGGGGGCGUGCUUUUACCAAUGUGCAUGAAGUUCUCACACAUGUGAUUUCCAUGAUGCCAAUUGUUGCAAGUGCUGCUUUUGUAGAUUCAAUUCAAACAGCAUUUCAAGGUAUUGAAUAA